Hypomesus transpacificus is the source of this 558-nucleotide messenger RNA. Its product is annotated as interferon alpha-10-like. NCBI's taxonomy places the organism in Eukaryota, Metazoa, Chordata, Actinopteri, Osmeriformes, Osmeridae. The transcript is spliced from 5 exons. Gene Ontology annotation, cellular component: extracellular region. Gene Ontology annotation, biological process: defense response. The record is from RefSeq and is a predicted model, not a curated record. Gene Ontology annotation, molecular function: cytokine receptor binding. Bases 1 to 558 code for a protein of 185 amino acids.
AUGGCAAUCCAGAGCGUGGCGUGGAUCAGCAUCACAUUUCUCCUGCUGUGCCUCACGCAAGUCAUGUCAAUGCCCACGUGUCAACUGCAGGGGAACCUGUUGAAGAUGACACAUCACCUGCUCAGGGACAUGGGGGGUAACUUUCCCGCACAAUGUCAGCAGGAUAAUGUGAUACUCGCAUUUCCAGCCUCGGCCUUCAACACGUCUGGUGGACAGCAGCGGAGGGAGACCACAAAGGCAAUUCACCAGACUCUGGAGAGCAUCGGCUCCCUGUUUGCAGAUGAAGACCUGCCGAGCGCCUGGGACCAGAAGAAGCUGGAGGACUUUCUCGAACUUGUUUACCGUCUAACCGAAGAAAGCCGCUGUGUGAGCAGCAGCGUGGAUGGGGAUGAUGGGUCAGAGACCCUGAAAGCAUUUUUUGACAGGCUGAUGGGGAUUGUAAUAGAGAAAAGCUCCAGUUUCUGUGGCUGGGAAGUGGUUCGAAAGGAGCUGCUCUCCGCUCUGCAGUUCAUCUUGAAAAACCACUCCGACUGCCUCUUCUGGCCGACGAGAACCUAA